AGGAACCAACGGUCACCGUGGGGCUGUCACCGCGCUGCCGCCCUGGUGACGGUGACGCCGGUCUGGGGGACGUUGGUAACGGCCCGGCUGGGGCAGGGGGUGGUUGUGGGGUCCCCACAGCACCGGCCAUGGCUGUGGCGAUCAGUCAGACCCUGUCCCUGCGGCGGGAGCAGGUCCUGGCGAAGGAGAGAGCCUACGCGCAGUGGCUGCGGAGCUGGGGGCAGGCGGCCGGGGAGCACCCCCAGCGCCAGGAGCGGAUCUGGGCCACGUCCCUCGGGGCGCUGCGGUGGAGCCUCGCGGUGGGGCUGUGCCUGGCCUCCAAGGAGCAAACCACGGUCCGACGGGCCGCCCUGCACCGGCUCCUCCAGGCCGAGCACCAGCAGCACCAGCGGGAGCUGCAGCAGCUCGGGAAGGCUUUCUACGUGGAGCGGCUCUGAGCGCACGGCUCAUCGGGCUCAGCCCGGCUGGCAGCACGGCGGAAUAAAAGGAGCUGAGCGAGACGGGGCUGUGCCCGCUGGGUUCGG
This is a messenger RNA of Cygnus olor (mute swan), 524 nucleotides long. RefSeq names its product chromosome 28 C1orf189 homolog (gene CFAP141). NCBI's taxonomy places the organism in Eukaryota, Metazoa, Chordata, Aves, Anseriformes, Anatidae. The transcript is spliced from 4 exons. Bases 129 to 437 code for a protein of 102 amino acids. The record is from RefSeq and is a predicted model, not a curated record.